AUGCGCGAGAACGCAAUCACGGCAGACUACGUGUCCGCGGCGCUGCGGAAGGCGGGGGCGGUAACGCUUGACUGUUCGGAGCCGUCGUUGAAGCGCCUGACUCACGUCCAGCACAUCUGCAGGGCCAAGAGAAAACACGUGAAGGGACUAGUGAAAAAGAAGAAAAAGUGUAUUUGGGACGAAGUAGUGCAGAAGGCCAACGGAGGCCUGGAGGGAAACGUCAAGCAGAUGUGGGAAGGGAUUAGUGGAAUGGUAAAAAAGACCGCGCAAGGGGGGGAUACAGGGGUCGCAACUUUGCGAGGUGUGAACGGUGGAUUAGUCAGCAGUGGGAAGGGAAAAAGGGAAGUUCUAGCAGGACACUACAAGAGACUUGGAGUGCCCUCGGAGAAUGAAGCUUUUGACCAAGUGUUUAAGAAGGAGGUGGACGCAUGGGCCCAAAAAGAAGAAGAGACAUCGAAGGCAGACGUUGGGAACGUAGAACUAGAAAAGGAGUUCACUGAGGACGAGGUUGAGGCGUGUGUGAACAAGCUGAAGUGCCACAAAGCAGCAGGAGCGGAUGGGAUAGUCAACGAGUUCAUGAAGUUUGCGGGGAAGGGGAUCAUCCAGCUGAUGGUACUGCUGUACAAUUGGGUAUGGAAAAACGAGUAUGCGCCGAGUAGAUGGAGGGAAGGAGUGGUUGGAGAAAAAGUAGGGGACACGGAUCCUUCGGUGUCAGGAAUGCUGUUUGCGGAUGAUUUUGUCGGUAUGUCGAACACCCCUGAGGGACUGCAACUGCAAAUUGACGCGGCGAAGAAGUUUACUGAUAAGUGGAGAUUGUCUGCCAACGUUAAGAAGAGUGCCGUCAUGGUAUGCAACGAGAACAAGGAGGAACCAGUAGAACAUAGAUGGAAGUGGGGGAUCGACGAGAUUGCAGUAGUGGACCAGUACACAUACCUCGGAGUAGAGAUCGCAAAAGACUGCUCGUGGAAUGCACACAUGUCCAAGGUAGCGGAAAAGGGCAAAGCACGAGCAGGGAAGCUGCACCCAAUACUCGCAAACCGGCACCUCGAUACACGCAUCAAAUUGACGGUUUUGAAGAGCGUAAUCGUACCGCCGCUAGAGUACGCCGGAGAAAUGAAAGCAGCGAAAAUCAUCCUAGAAUGCUCCAAGCGCACAAGUAAUGCAGCCGUCAGGGCAGAAUUGGGGAUCCAAUCCCCACGGUCGGAAAGAGACGCGAGGAAGCUGACCUGGCAGUAUCGCAUGUGCGGGAUGGGAGAGGAGAGGUUGCCGAGAAUAGUUUGGGAGGCGAAGUGGACAGACAAAAAGAGGGGUAGACAACCCACGGAAUGGGUCAAGGUUGCAGAGGACGUAUGGAAGGGGCUCGACAUCGACGAAGACGAAGCGCUGGACACAGAAAGGCGCAUCACGGCAACGUUGCCCCCCGGCACCGACAACGACUGCAGCGACGGGGGGGUCCGCAGAGACGACGCAGAAGGGGGGGGGAAGGGGGGAGGGGCAGGGGGCGCCGGGCGGUCGCUCCUCCGGGAGAUGCACCCUACGCCGGCGGUGUGUGGGACGCCUCGCGACGUGACGUACUCCGUGAUCGGGGAAGUUGAAGGCUUCGACAGGGGUUUCUACGCCGGUCCGGUGGGAUACAUCUCCGCCGGGGCUAGCGAAUUCGGCGUGGCCAUCCGCAGCGCUCUGGUCACAGAUUCAUGGAGCUCUCCCGAGGGGUUUUCACGGCGAGGGGGCGGUCUGUGCUCCGCCGGGGGCCCCGCGGGAAGGGGCGCGGGGGGCGGGUCUGAGAUGACGCUGUUUGCUGGCGCUGGGAUCGUGCCCGGGUCGGUUGCUCUUUCGGAGUGGGCGGAGACUGGGGUUAAGAUGAAGAAUUUUCUGUCGCUGUUCCCCGCGCGGCCGGCGAGGGGGCUCCGUGAAAUGCCCAACGUUAACUCCCUCUGGGGCGCCCUCGUGGUGGAGGAGCUGGUGCGGCUGGGGGUUCGACACUUCUGCGUGUGUCCUGGGUCUCGCUCUGCUCCCCUGGCCGUGGCGAUUGCCAGGCAUCCAUCAGCGGUUUCGAUAUCUCACCACGAUGAACGCGGAGCUGGUUUCUACGCUGUAGGCUUUGCUCGUGCGGGGCCGGGGAGGGGGGGCAGGGCGCACUCGUCCUCCACAUCUGACAACGCCGGCGGCGGUGGCGGUGGCGGUGUGGGUACUGGUGCGCUGGGGAUAUGCGCCGUUGUGACCAGUUCCGGCACUGCGGUGGCGAACCUGUUGCCCGCCGCGGCGGAGGCGGACGCGGCGGGAUUGUCGAUGUUGCUGCUCACGGCGGACAGGCCGCCGGAGCUGCGGGGGUGCGGCAGCAACCAGACCAUUGAUCAGGCGAGAUGCUGCAUGUGUGUUAACCUUCUUGGCUCGCGCGCGAGACUGUCCAUGGACGUGCAGUGCCCCACGGACGAAGUCAGCGCGGCUUGCCUGCUCUCCGACAUCGACCACGCCGUGUCGAGAGCGCUGGGAGGUGGGGGGGUCCCCGGGCCGGUGCACCUGAACUUCAUGUUCCGGGAGAACUUGGCUCCUGUGGAAGGGGCAGUCAGGGACGCGGGUGUGCCAGGGCUGUCAUCUGCUUGGUCGGACCGAUGCCUGGAGUCGCCAAGAAUGGCACGCUGGGAAGCCGGCAUCGAACCGUUCACCACAACCGCCGGUGGAGGAGGCGGUUCAGGAAGCAAAGGGGAGGGGCUGCAGCAGGUUUAUGCGGACGUGACGUCGGGGCUGAGGUGCUGGAGUGCGGAGAUGGGCUUGGGCGUUGGUCGCCUCGACCAGCUACUCCAGGACGAUGCUGUCAAGGAAGCCAUCGCACCGGACGCUGUGUUGCAGGUGGGAUCGCCGCUGAUAUCGAAGCGCGUCCAGAAGUUCAUCUCCGAGCCUGCCGCCACCCUCACCGCCCCCGUGAGUGUCAUCUGCAGCCCUCUCGCCGCUUGGCACGACCCCGGCAGGGGGUUCACCACCAGGCUGGCGUGUUCCACGAGGGAUCUCGCGGCGGCGGUAGACGCAGGUAAAGGAGUAUCCUCCUCGGGCGGCGCGAUCGGCGGGAGCGAGCUGCUUGCCCUGGUGGAUGUGUCCAACGCGGUAGAGAGGGCGCAGACCAGAGCGAUAGCCUGCGCCGCCGUCGCCGGUCCUGUCGGAGAUGAGGCAGGGUCGUCUUCGCUGUCACGACCACCGUCAUCGCCGCCGCGUGUGGCGAAGCGCGUGGCUGCAGAUGGCCGAGAGGGCUCCGAAGGCCGUGGCUGCUACGAUGGUGUCAACGACACCAGCGAGGGAGGAAGGGGACCGCCAGCUCAACAGCAACAGCAGCAACCCCUGACGGAGCCCUUCGUGGCCUGGUGCGUGUCCCGCCACAUCGACCCCGCCGCGGGGCUGUUCCUGUCGGCGAGCAUGCCGUGCCGAGACGUGGAAGUCUUCGCGGACAGCGGGCUGGGCGAUCUCGAUGGCAGGGGGGAAGAGGACAGGGGAAGCGGCGGGAGGAGGCUGAGCGACGUGGCGUCCAACCGCGGCGCUAGCGGGAUCGAUGGGGUGUCUAGCUCAGCGAUGGGGUGCGUGCCUUAUGCGCGAAACACGCGCAGGCCGAUGGCCUUGCCCGGUUUUUGGCAUGUGUUGUUACUCAGGUACGCGGCCGGUCUGCGGUCUGCCGCGACCCUGCUGAUCGGGGACAUGGCGACACUGCACGACCUUGGCUCGUUGCACGCGCUCAAGGGGCUGGACGCGGCUGGGUCUUGUCCGGUGACGAUGGUCUGCGUCAACAACGGUGGCGAGUUGAACAGAGGGUUGUUUGAUGAUGAUAGCGGAGGGAUAUUCUCGUUUCUGCCGAUCGCAGACGCUCGGCACGGGGACGCGUUUUCGCCUCUGUUCGACACCCCUCACUCGGUGGAUUUCGAGGGCGUGUGCCUCUCGAUGGGGCUGGAGUACCGGAGGGCCACCACGGCGAGGGAGUUCCGGUCGGCGUACCUGGAGUCGCAAGGUGGGAGGAGGUGGCGGUGGCAGACGGGGAGGUGUUGUUGCUUCCAGCGGAGCAGGAGAGAGAGGGAGACACCGCUUGGCGCCCGUUGUAUGGCGCGCGAAGCGGGCUUGCCCUUACCCUCCCUGGUUUGGUCUCGGUUCACUGUCUAG
Messenger RNA from Ectocarpus sp. CCAP 1310/34, 4140 nucleotides. Lineage: Eukaryota; Phaeophyceae; Ectocarpales; Ectocarpaceae. The record is from the annotation of a GenBank genome assembly.